This is a messenger RNA of Paramecium primaurelia, 1072 nucleotides long. The record is from the annotation of a GenBank genome assembly. NCBI's taxonomy places the organism in Eukaryota, Ciliophora, Oligohymenophorea, Peniculida, Parameciidae.
AUGAAUAAAUCAAAAACUAAAUCACCUCCUCCUGGAAUAUAGUAAUAAAGUUUAUCAGCCGAACCUAAAGAAACCAAGAAACUUAGAACAACUUUAGAUUAUUCAUUCAAAGAAAUUAAGAAACUUGAAGGUAUAUAUAUAUUGUAACUAUUAUCUAAGAAUUAAAAAAUAAAGAAGUUAAACCUAGAGAAGGAGAGUAAUGGAUAUUUAAAGAAUAGAAGAAGUAAGAAAACUAAGAAGUAAAAAAUGAUACUCCAAAAGAAUAAGUACUCAAAUAAUAAUAAUCUUUGCCUGAAGAAACAGAGCCUAUUUAACCAUAACAAUAAUAACCUUAAAAAUAAUAAGAUAAUAAAAAAGGUAAUGCUCCAUAACCACCUCCUGCUUAAUUAAUUCCAUAAACAAAUGUUGCUACAUAAUUAAUUACCUUAUAAAAUAUACCAUUAAAUGGAAAAAUAGUUGGUGGCAAAUUACAAGAAAAUAAAAAUCAAAGUCAAUAAUCUAAAUUCAAACCAGAAUUAUGUUGUUAAUCAUUAAUUUUAUGUCAAAAUAAAUUAACAAGUCUUAGUGGAUUUUAUUAGAUCAUGCAAACUGUUAUGCCUAAUGUUGAAUUACUUAGAUGGAUUGAUUUAUCAUAUAAUCAAUUAACAACUUUAGAUUAUAAUUUUAAGGAAUUACCUCAUUUACAAUCAUUAUAUUUGAACUUCAAUUAGAUAAAGGAUAUCAAUGAAUUAAAAUAAGUAUUAUAUAUUUCUUAUAAAUAAAGUUGUCACAUUUAUAAGAGCUUAAAUCUCUAAAAAUAUAUGGAAAUCCAAUUGAAUAGAUCAUCAAUUUUAGACUAUACAUAAUUGAUGUGCUUCCAUAAUUAAAAAGGAUAGAUUCUGUACUAAUAAGUAAAAAAGUAUUAAUUUAAUAUAUAUAUUUCUUAUAGGAAAGAGAUAAUUCAUCUAUGAUUGUAAAAGUGUUUGAUUUUAAACCUUAAAUGAAAGCUUAAGCAGAUAAAGAGAAAUUGUUAUUACAAUAAACCUAGAUUACAUAAUAAAAGUCGAAGUCUUAACCAAAAAAGAAAAAGUGA